Molecule: messenger RNA, 808 nt
Organism: Arabidopsis lyrata subsp. lyrata
Lineage: Eukaryota; Viridiplantae; Streptophyta; Magnoliopsida; Brassicales; Brassicaceae
Product: ATP-dependent Clp protease adapter protein CLPS1, chloroplastic
Exons: 3
Coding region: 170-649 (159 amino acids)
Biological process (GO): protein catabolic process; proteolysis
Source: RefSeq, a predicted model, not a curated record
GUAUAAACCUUUUAAGGCUAAACGCAGCGUUUGAGGCAGAGGCAACGUAAAAUUCCGUAAACCACCAAUUUCUGAAAUUUCUUCAUUUAUUCAUGUGAUUAAAAUUGUUCGGUCCUGAUUGUAUCUGUGUUUUGGAGAGACUUGAGAACUGAGAAGCAUCCACUCGACAAUGGAGACUGCGAUUUGUGGGAGAUUAGCUCUCGCACCAUCCUCUCUCUUCAAUUCUAAAUCAGGGGACAAACAUUUAGUCUCGAAAGGACCAUGUGUGAAUCGUGGUGUUCUCAUGACCUUAUCUACAUACGCUGCAUUAGGUAAAGGAGGUGGUGUCUUGGACAAACCGAUUAUAGAGAAAACCACUCCUGGUCGUGAAUCCGAGUUUGAUUUGAGGAAAUCAAAGAAGAUGGCUCCACCUUACAGGGUGAUACUACACAACGACAACUUCAACAAGAGGGAAUAUGUUGUUCAGGUGCUAAUGAAGGUAAUACCAGGCAUGACUGUAGACAAUGCGGUUAACAUUAUGCAAGAAGCCCACAUCAACGGUUUGGCAGUUGUGAUCGUCUGUGCUCAGGCCGAUGCAGAGCAACACUGUAUGCAGCUGCGGGGUAACGGCCUUCUUAGUUCCGUCGAACCUGAUGGUGGAGGCUGCUGAUACUAAUUAAACUCAGUAUAGAUUUUCCCACCUCCCAGGUCUCUCUAUUUAGUCAAAAAAAAUUUGUCCUUUUAUUGUAUAUAAUAUCAGAAAUUUGGUACCAGACUGUUUUACUAUAUGCAGUGAACCUUGCCCUACAUAGAUUUGUUGGUAAGUGUU